Molecule: messenger RNA, 353 nt
Organism: Caenorhabditis auriculariae
Lineage: Eukaryota; Metazoa; Nematoda; Chromadorea; Rhabditida; Rhabditidae
Source: the annotation of a GenBank genome assembly
AUGGCAAAAGGCGACCGAAGGUCUGAAGGUGUCGGGGAGGCUGCGAGAGAGUGACGACUCACAGGCGCGGUCCGGCCACUGCACCGCGCGGAAGCUUUUACCUGCUGCCUUUCGGCCCUGAGCCGUACGCCUCUCCUUAUACGCCCAGGACCUUCCAACCUCCGUCGGAUGGCCCUUGGCGACGCGGCGCUUGGCGCGGACGCCCGGUCGCCGUCGCCAGCAACUCUCGCAGGACUCCUCCCCUCACUCCAUCCACUCCGGUCUACCGCCUAGAAGCUGGCUUACAGGCGCCCGCCACGACGCCCGGUGUUUUUGCUGCCUUGUUCGUGCUAUACUCCCCUUCCCAUCGGUGA